Messenger RNA from Cooperia oncophora, 864 nucleotides. The record is from the annotation of a GenBank genome assembly. Lineage: Eukaryota; Metazoa; Nematoda; Chromadorea; Rhabditida; Trichostrongylidae.
AUGGUUGAUGAAGAAAUUCUAACCUCCAUACUUGGCGAGGAGAAAAGCUCAAGUGAUAACAGCUUCGACUAUCGAUAUACUUGCUGGCUUUGGAUCGGUGUCAUUUUCACCAACGGGCAAUUCCUCUACCGUGUCGGCUAUCUGCUUUGCUCGGCUUGUGGAGUGUUCAUUUCGCCUUUCUUCUACGCAUUCCAUCUGAUCGACGUUGUACUCUCUUUCCCUAUGUUAAAAGCAAUUCUUCAAUCUGUUACUCAUAACUUACAACAGUUGAUCCUCACCAUCAUGAUGGUUUUGGUGGUUGUGUAUCUGUAUACAGUAAUCGCAUUCAAUUUCUUCCGAAAGUUCUUUGUUCAAGAAGGUGAAGAUGGUGAGGAACCGGAUCGCAAAUGCCACAACAUGCUCACGUGUUUCAUCUACCACUUCUACGCUGGUGUGCGAGCUGGUGGGGGUAUUGGAGACGAAUUAGAAUCACCAUAUGGAGAUGAACUCGAAUACCCACGAAUGUUCUAUGAUAUCUCGUUCUUCUUCUUUGUCAUCGUUAUUCUUGUUGCCAUCAUGCAAGGUUUGAUCAUCGAUGCCUUCGGUGAACUUCGUGAUCAGCAAGAAUCAGCGACAGAAAAACUCGAAUCGUCAUGCUUCAUUUGUGACAUUGGCAAAGAGACAUUCGAUCGAUUGCCAAGAGGAUUCGAAAUCCACACUACCAAGGAACACAACUUUGCCAACUAUCUAUUCUUCUUGCAACACUUGGUUAAUAAAGACGACACUGAAUACACAGGUCAAGAAACAUACGUUCGAGAGAAAUAUGAUAAUAGGUUUGUGCCCUUUCCAAUUAAGUUUUUCCGAAUACUUAGAGAAAUGUGGUAG